AUGGAGUCUGAUGAUUCAUUUGAUUUCUUAUUCAAAAUUGUUUUAAUUGGUGAUAUGGGUGUUGGUAAAACUUGUGUUGUGCAAAGAUUCAAAAACGGGACGUUCAUCGAACGACAAGGCACGACUAUAGGUGUGGAUUUCACUAUGAAAACAUUGGUGAUCGAAGGCAAACGAGUGAAACUUCAAAUUUGGGAUACCGGAGGGCAAGAACGAUUCAGAACAAUCACACAGAGCUAUUAUAGAUCGGCAAACGGUAUAAUAUUAUGUUACGAUAUGACUUGCCGUCAGUCAUUCGAGUCGCUACAACGUUGGUUGGAUGAUGUCUCCAAAUUUGCUGCUCCUAAUGUUGCAAAAGUGCUUGUCGCAACGAAAGCUGACUUGGAAAACGAUCGUGUGGUUGACAGUGAAGAAGGCAGUGAACUGGCACAUUCUCAAGGAAUGUGUAUAUUUGUGGAGACGUCAGCAAAAGGCAAUCUGAAUGUCGAGAAUGCAUUUCUAGAGCUGGCAUUGCAGUUGAAGAGGCAUUAUGAGGCUGGUGCUCAACUGGACGCACAAUUGGAUUCAGCAUUUAAGUUAUCAUCACAAGGCGGUACUACCACAAUUUCAUCGAAGUGGUCGAAUUGUUGUAAUUUUAAUUGA
Anisakis simplex (herring worm) is the source of this 639-nucleotide messenger RNA. The record is from the annotation of a GenBank genome assembly. NCBI's taxonomy places the organism in Eukaryota, Metazoa, Nematoda, Chromadorea, Rhabditida, Anisakidae.